AUGGUUGAUAGAGCCGCUCGAUCUAUUAAGCGAUCCCGAACGCACCUAGCGAUGCGUUUUAUGUUCCGUGUAAAUCCGUGCUUUUACUGUUUCGGAUUUCAAUGUGUUUUUGCAUUACUAUUGAUAAUUUUAAUAGCAUUAUUUUGCAAAUCAGUUAGCUUUAAAAUUGAUGAAUUUAGCCGUCUUUUGCGAGAAAACCAAAUUUUAAAUGAAAAGAAAAAUGUGUUGCCAUUUAUUGAAUGCACCUAUAAAAAAACGCCAGAAUUUUCAACUAGUAGCUGUGGUGAAGAUGAUGAUUUAUAUGCUUUUAUUUCACGAUUUUAUGAAAGUACUUCUGCAAAUUCUCAAUGUGUCAAUCGUGUUGACUUGUUACCAUGUUUAUCAACUGAUAAUGCAUUGAAAUUUAACCAUACAAUGCUAGAAAAUUUCCCUCAAUGUGCAGGCCUAAAUAAAAUAAGACUUAAAAAUUAUAUUACACAAUCAACUGCAAUUGUGGCACCAUCAAUAAAUAUUACAAAAUAUCAUUAUAAAAUACUUCGUCCAAAAGAUUUUUUGGUAAAAUGUCCUAUAUGUGCUAUUAAAAGUUUCUUUGGCUGGAGAGAAACAUAUGAUAAAAACAUUGGUGAAUGGAGAAAUUGUGCACGUGAACUUAAGACAUACACACGUGGUUGGCCACAACACGCACGUUACUGUGAUUUUGAAGAUGAGCAUGACGAAGCUGAUUUUUGUCGUCUUCAUGAAUUACUACGUGAGAAGCUUGGUAUUAAAAUGGACGAAAGUAAUGAAUUAGAUUUUAUUGAUUCAAGUGAUUCAAGGAAAUUAUCUCGAGGACAAACUAAAAGGAGAAAGAAGAAGAUUAAAGGAAUUGUGGUAUGA
Messenger RNA from Brugia pahangi, 876 nucleotides. The record is from the annotation of a GenBank genome assembly. NCBI's taxonomy places the organism in Eukaryota, Metazoa, Nematoda, Chromadorea, Rhabditida, Onchocercidae.